Bombina bombina (fire-bellied toad) is the source of this 1684-nucleotide messenger RNA. It is a transcript of the gene CD2BP2, whose product is annotated as CD2 cytoplasmic tail binding protein 2. Gene Ontology annotation, molecular function: protein binding. The transcript has 7 exons. The record is from RefSeq and is a predicted model, not a curated record. Lineage: Eukaryota; Metazoa; Chordata; Amphibia; Anura; Bombinatoridae. Gene Ontology annotation, cellular component: U5 snRNP. Bases 292 to 1503 code for a protein of 403 amino acids.
UCUCUCUCUCUCUCUCUCUCUCUCUCUCUCUCUCUACUCUCUCUCCUUCCCACAGUCCGUCUAACUUCCCCUUACCCUAACUCUCCCUUCAGACACUUUGUCUUUCUCACAUUUUCUGUCUUUUCCCCACUAAUCAUUCUCACCCCCUCCUUACCUCUGUGUCUGCUGUGUUUUCUAGUUAAUGCUUUACUUCCUUGUUUGCUAUCCCAGUUCUGCCCUUGGGCGUGUCCUCACUAACCUCACCUGUCCUGCACACCUGUGACCGGCCCAUGAAAGCUUUGUGUAAACAGGAUGUCGAAGCGGAAGGUGACGUUUGAAGACGGGGAUGUCGAUGACGAACCAAACAAAAGGAAGUUCCCAGACACACCUGGAGGCCCUGGCAGCCGUUUUAAGGAGAAACAUUCUCUGGAUAGUGAUGAGGAAGAUGAGGAGGAUCCUGUGGAGUCUGCUAAAUACAAUAUGCUGGCGCCAGAGGAUGUGGAGGGACAAGAAAGCGCCACAUUAGAUUCCGAGGGAGGGGUUCGCAUAACGCCCUUUAACCUAGAUGAGGAGAUGGAGGAAGGCCACUUUGACUCUGAAGGAAACUACUUUCUGCGGAAGGAUGCUCAGAUCCGUGACCACUGGCUGGAUAACAUUGACUGGGUUCGUAUUAAAGAAAACAGCGUGGCACGGUCUGUCCACUCUAGUGAGGGAGACUCAGAUACUGAUGAGGGGCGCACUCCAAAGGGCAUAAAGGAGCUGCUGGAGGGAAUCCUGGAACUACUGCAACCUGGAGAGACUGUGGCCAAGGGCAUCCAGCGUCUUGGGGGAAGCGGUAGCAGAAAGCGAGGGAGUAGUCAGAGGGGAAGGCAAAGACAAAAAGAGAGGCAAGAUGUGGGGAGGUUUAGGCACAGAGGUCACAGAGAACAAGAUGGGGCAGCAGAGAGCAGGACAGAGCCGGGGGAGGAGGGUAAACAGAGCAAGGCAGAAGAGAUGGAGGAGGGAACUGAGAAUAGGUCAGAGGCCAAAGACAAAGAGCCACAUAGGACAGAGCUUGGGCAGGAACAAGAAAGCAGGAUGGAGCCUGGGCAGGAAGGGGCAGAGGUUGGGGUGAAGGGUACAGACAAAGAAGACAGUACAGGGGAACCCCUAGAACAACUUAUCUCUCUGGCUGAUCACAUGGUGGCCCUCGGUGUGUUUGAGGUCUAUCAGGACACCUAUGAGAAGCUGGCAUACAGAUUGCGUGCUCUGGCCCCGCCCCCUGCGCUGGACAUGUUUGCGGAUGAAGUGGAAGAGGAGACACUGGAGAAUAAAGAGAGGUUUGUGUUGGACAGUGACACUCUGUGGGAGUAUAAGUGGGAGAACAGUGACGAGGCACAGCUGUACGGACCCUUCACCAGCUCCCAGAUGCAGGACUGGGUGAAUGAAGGCUACUUCAUGGACGGGGUGUACUGCCGCCGUGUCUCUAGCUCGGGGGGUCAGUUCUACAGCUCCCUGCGGAUAGACUUUGAUCUCUAUGUGUGAAAAUCUUAAAUCUUUUGCUGCAGAAACAACGUCAUCCAGACUUCCAGUGGUUUAGAACGUGGACACCUUUAAAUGUGUGCAAUGGUGUCAGCACUAUUUAUGUGAAUGAACUUUAUACAUACGUAUUUCAUGUAUCUAGACUACAGCACAUUAGAAUAAAAUCCUUUAUUGCUUUUCAGUA